AUGCGACCUCCACGUCUCGAGAGAGAAUUACAUACGGCCCUCUUCUUUCCAGGGCAUGGUGUCCAACGAGUGGGAAUGGCCAAUACUUGGAUGAGCCAUUUCCCUCGGACCACAGCUAGACUCCUGGAUGAGAUGGAUUCUAUUCUUGGCUUUAAGCUAUCUCAGAUCAUCCGUGAUGGUCCCAAUUCACGACUUAACCAAACCCAGAAUGCACAGCCAGCGAUUAUGGCGGUAUCUGUUCUCAUCCUUCGAAUUCUGGAGGAAGAUUUCCACUUCGAUAUUGGCUCCCGGAUUGAUGUCACUUUAGGCCACAGCCUGGGAGAGUUUGCGGCAUUAGUCGCCUCCCGCCAUCUCCAAUUUGCCGAUGCACUUCGAUUGGUUCGUCGCCGGGCCGAGGUGAUGGCUCAGUGCACACGGCGGAUGGUUGAACAAUCAGGUGAUAGCUAUGGCAUGGUGGCGCUUAUUUGUGAGCCCGAUCAUCUCGAGGGUCUGCUACGCGCCGUUUAUGAAUUUCUGGGCCUGGGGACCUCCCACCACGAUGACACCAGUCACCCCCCCAUUCCACAAGUGAUGGUGGCCAACAUAAACUCCCCCAACCAAAUCGUACUCAGCGGUAGCAUCGAAAAGAUCCGGGCCCUUCUUGUGCAGCUUCGCCAGUUCGGAGGACAUGAUCCUCGUGCCGUGAGGCUCAAAAGCGAUAGUCCCUUCCACAGCCCGGUCAUGCUUCCUGCCGCAGAUGACAUGAAGAUUGCAAUGCAAGAGGUGGAUAUAAAUUUCCCCGGCAUCAUUCCGUGCAUUUCCAACGUCUCCGCCUUACCCUUCAAAUCCAAGCAAGAUUUACAGCAUCUCUUGUCAAGGCAAUGUACUGAUACGGUACGGUGGUGGGAAAGCAUCCGUUACCUCCAUCAAAACAAAGGAGUGCAGCGGUGGAUCGGCAUUGGACCUGGCAAGGUGGGCCGGAAUCUGGUUGGCAAGGAAGUUGGAAGAGUCAACACGAAGGGCGGCGGGGUGUGGGCUAUUUGCAAUCCAAAGGAAAUGGAAGAAACACUGAAUGCUUUGGAGCAAACUGAGUCUGAAGUCUCCUGCACCUGA
Messenger RNA from Penicillium odoratum, 1092 nucleotides. Its product is annotated as ACP S-malonyltransferase. The record is from RefSeq and is a predicted model, not a curated record. Gene Ontology annotation, molecular function: [acyl-carrier-protein] S-malonyltransferase activity. The coding region runs from base 1 to 1092 and encodes 363 amino acids. The transcript has 2 exons. Gene Ontology annotation, biological process: fatty acid biosynthetic process. Gene Ontology annotation, cellular component: mitochondrion. NCBI's taxonomy places the organism in Eukaryota, Fungi, Ascomycota, Eurotiomycetes, Eurotiales, Aspergillaceae.